Prorocentrum cordatum is the source of this 2935-nucleotide messenger RNA. The record is from the annotation of a GenBank genome assembly. Lineage: Eukaryota; Dinophyceae; Prorocentrales; Prorocentraceae.
CAGCGCCGGCGGAGUGUGCGCGGCAUCGGUUUACGCCCCCGCGCCCUCUGUUUUCCGGGGUAAGUCAGGUCAGCUGUGUGCACGUCCACUGGGAUCCAGGGAUGCCGAAUCCCCCGGGCGAGGUAUCUCCAGCCUCGAGCCCUUCCCGUGCCGCACCGGCCCGUCGGCCGCGGUGCCCACACGGCAUGGCGGCGCCCGCCGCCACCGGGACCCCCGCCGCGUCGGAGGGCUUCCACUUCGCGGGCUCCCUGACCGACUGGGAGAUCCUCAGGGAGCCGAUGCGCAGGAGGCGUGGGCGCGGGCGUCUCCUGCGGCAGCGCAUCCGGGUGCGCGGCGAGGCCCAGGCGGGCCCCGAGGUGGGUGCCUCCGGGGCGGUCUUCGGCGGCGCCGCUGCCGAGGCGCCCAGGACCGAGGAGUUCCAGAUCGUGGUGGGCGCCGACUGGAAGAGCCGAGUCCUCCCCGAGGGCCUCGACGGCACCCUGAGGCCCGGGGGGUCGCCGCGCCGCGCCUCGGGCGAGGGGGGGCAGGGCCACGGCCGAAACUGGGCCGUGCAGGGGGCUCCAGGGCAGGCCCUCGACAUCGUCUUGGACCCCGAGAUGCUGACCGUUGCGUGCGAGGAGGCCUUCAGCGGCGACGAGUCGGCCGACGAGCCAGAUGAGGCGGCGGUGCAGCUGGCGCCGCGCGGGUGCGCGCCAGCGGAGGGCCCAUGGCGGGGAGUCAACCUGGGCGGCUGGCUGCUGCUGGAGAGGUGGAUGGCCCCGGGGCUGUUCGAGGAGCUGGCCCCGUCCGCCGAGGACGAGCUCUCGCUGAUGAGCCUGCUGGUGGCGCAGGGGGGGUCGGAGGCGCGCGCCCCGGUGGCACGCUUCCGAGACGCCUUCAUCACCCGGGAGGACUUCCGGUGGCUGCGGCGGGAGGGCGGCGUCAACGCCGUGCGGCUCCCCGUGGGGUACUGGUGCCUGGAGGAGCACGCUGCGGGCACGCCCUUCCUGCCGACCGAGCGCUACGUCGACAAGGCCUUCGACUGGGCGGAGGAGUUCGGCCUCAAGGUCCUCCUGGAGCUGCACGGGGCGUCGGGUGCCCAGAACUGCGAGCACCACAGCGGGCAGCGCACGGACUCGCCGAUGUGGCUGCAGGGCAAGCACCGCCUGGAGAACCUGGAGGUGCUCGAGGCCUGGUCGCGGCGCUGGGGCUCGCGAGAGGGCUUCCUGGGCCUGGGCCUCGGCAACGAGGUGAGCAGCACCUUCGGCACCAGCUGUCCCCUGCCACCUGGCCUCUCGGGGCCCCUCGCUGGGCUGCGGCAGAUGUGCCGCUGCUGCUGCUGCUGCUGCUGGAUGCUUGGGCAGGACUGCUGGGUGAGCGUGGGCAGGUUCUACGCCGAGGCCGCCCAGCGCUGCAGGCCGCACCUGCGCGAGGGGGCGCCCUUCGUGAUAGACACCUGCUGGGAUGUCGGCCGUUUCGACGGUGCGAACCUCCGCGAGCUGAUGGAGCUGGGGCCCGUGUGGCUGGCGAACUACCACCACUACCAGUGCCACGGCAGCUCCCACGAAGCGCCCGGUGCCGUGGGCAUGCACUGCGAGGCUGGCGCCCUCUAUGAGGCGUUGAGAGCGAGGCCGCCGCUGCCAGGGCUGCCACUGGUGCUCGGGGAGUUCUCCCUGGCGCUGAAAACCAGCGUGAAGGACUACGACGGCAGGCACUGGCAGAGGCGCUACUUCAGGCAGCAGACCCGCCUCGCCCAGAGGCACGGCCUCGGCUGGUUCUUCUGGAGCUACAAGCUCUCCCGCGAGGACUUCCACCACUGGAGCUACCGGGAGUGCGUGCGGCUGGGCUGGAUCUCGCCCGCGGCGUGGGCGGGCGCCUCGGGCAGGGCCGCGGCCGAGGCGGGGCCCCCCAGCGCCGGGCUCGCCCCGCCGCCAGACCUGCCCGCCCAGCCCGCGCCGCCGCCGCACGGGCGCGCCGAGGCGGGCGACGAGCCGCUGCUCCCCGGCGCCGCUGGGCCGCCGCCGCGGCCGCACGGGGGCGGCGCCCGGCCCGACGCGCCGCCCGUGGCGGCCGGCGGCGGCCUCUGCGCGGGGGCUCCGGCAGGGCGGCCGCAGGUGCUGAGCGUCUGACGCCCGAGCGCGGGGCCGACGGCCCUGCGCCCUCGGCCCCGGGCUGAGUGUGCCGCUGGGCUGCUCUGGCCGCCGUCGUGCGCCGCCCGCCCGCCGCCCAGGCUGGUCUCGCGUCGCGCGCGGAGCUGCGCGCCCCCCUCACCAGGAGUGCCGGGGUCACUGGGGCCUGCUGUCUUUUUUUCUCUGGAUGCGGCGGUCGUUCCGUGCUCGUGCCUGCGAUCUAGGCACCGACCACUGGCGCGGGAUGGCGUGACCGCCGCCGCGCGAGGUGCAGAAUCACUUCAUCUCGGAUUUGGCCUCGCUUUGCUGCCGCGGCCUGCUGCGACGAAGUCUCAAUUUAGCCUGCUGCAGUGUAAGUUAUCGUUUGGUUUGUUGCCUCCUUCCAGCGGUCUGUGACCGAUUAGUCUCUCGUGGGUAGUCGUGGUUACAUUGGCAAACCACACGUCGGAUCAUAUCUGCAGGCAGUGCCACAGGGCCUCUCGCCGGGGGCACUUUUGAAGCAUUGCCCCGUCCAGGACGUGUGCUGCAUCUAUCGGCUUGGUGGACCCUCAGUUGGUGUGAUGCUCUGGUGCUCUGGUAUCCUCACGCAGCAGUUUUUUGGGCGUGCGGACAGCAGCAUUUUGUGGGAGCCGCCCUCACUUGUGUGCUGCUCCCUUUUCAACGGGCCAUUGUGCAUCCUUAGAGUUGCUCUUGAGGAUACGAGCUCUCAUGCAGUAUCCUUGCAGCGUGAGAUUACGUUGUUCUCUGUGCACGCUCGUGUGCCGAAAUGCCGCGAUGCCGUAAUCAUUCAUGUUCAUCUUGUUGCUCGGAUCAGACUGUUGUGUGGC